Molecule: messenger RNA, 3962 nt
Organism: Acanthochromis polyacanthus (spiny chromis)
Lineage: Eukaryota; Metazoa; Chordata; Actinopteri; Pomacentridae
Gene: ncaph
Product: non-SMC condensin I complex, subunit H
Exons: 19
Coding region: 617-2815 (732 amino acids)
Biological process (GO): mitotic chromosome condensation
Cellular component (GO): condensin complex
Molecular function (GO): chromatin binding
Source: RefSeq, a predicted model, not a curated record
AUGCUUUGCGAGCUAUCCACCGAAAUGCAAACCUCCUCGGGAUAUGUGGCCGGACCGCGGCGAUUUUUAUUUUAUUUUAUGUGGUUAAGUAGUCAUCCUAAUCACCCCACAGAUUUGAGAAAUAGGCGUUUUCUGACCAACGUUUUAAAUUUGUCAGACGCCUCACAACGUGCUACUGAAUGCUAGCAGCUAGUUGCAGCAGCUCGCUUUGCAUACAGAACAAGUAGCAGCUACCUCGAGUAGCCUGCAGCUACAACUGAAACGAUUCGCAUAAUCUGGCUAAUAACUGCAUGAGGAGUGCCGGCUUGAAAUUGCCACAUUAAUUAUGCGACUGUUUGUUAGCGUAAAAUCGACCUGAAGCCGGCAUUCAGCCGAGAUAUUUGAUAGCCGUACUUCCGGUUUUUGUCGUCGGAGGUUUGAAAUGCAUUAUGGGAAACGGAGUAGUAUACUACAGUGUGAACGGUCGGCAUUCUAAUCAUACUUAUAGUACGUAGUAUACAGUAUAUACUCAUUGAGAAUGUAGUAUGUAGUACGUUAGUAUGCGAUUUCGGACACAGCCCAUGUUAUACAGUCAAGUCAAAAUGAGUCAUAGCAUCGCCAUUUUGUUUUUGCUAAGAUGAGUGCAGCCUCCACACCUGCAUCCCGGGUUCGCCCUGGAUGGACGUCGUCCUCUUUGAAGAACAAGGGUCUGUCCCCUGCAGCCUGCAGCACCCCACUGCUGACAGCCUUCCCUGGCAACGAUGACGAGCAGGAGCGUCGUCAGCGCAGGAGGUCAAGAGUCAUUGACCUUCAAAGUGCCACUGAUACCUCCUUCAGUGACUCUGCAUCUCAUAGUGCUGUGGGGACACCUGCUGCUGUGCCCAAGUUGUCAAAUGCACAGAUCUCAGAGCAUUACUCCACCUGCAUUAAACUCUCCACUGAAAACAAAAUCACCACCAAAAAUGCCUUUGGUCUUCAUCUGAUUGAUUACAUGGCUGAUAUUCUCAAGCAGAAGGAUUCUGAGCUCACUAACUUCAAGGUGGCGGCUGGCACUCUGGAUGCCAGUACUAAGAUCUAUGCUGUGAGAGUGGAUGCUGUUCAUGCUGAUGCCUACAGGGUGCUGGGUGGCCUCGGGGCUGAAACCAAACCUGAAGAGGACCAUUCUCCAAAAGAGGAGGAUGGAAAUGAUGACGGACUUGCAGGAAGUGAAGUGACUACCAAGCAGCCAAAGAAAAAGAGGCCCCCGAAGAGGACAGUGGAGCAGAACCUGAGCAACAUCAAUAGUGCAGAGUCUGAGAGGAGGUGUGAGGUGGACCCCAUGUUUCAGCGGAUGGCCUCGUCCUUCGAUGAGAGCAGCACAGCUGGUGUCUUCUUGUCGGUGCUCUUCAGUGAGAAUAGUUGCUGUGAGCUGCUGUUUCCCUCCCACAUGACCCUCUUGCAGUCCAGACCCUCCUACUGUCCUCCACCUCCACAGGGAGUCACCGCAUCCCCCUUCAUGGCUGGACUGCAGCGUUCACGGGAGAAAAGUUCCAUCUGCCCCUCACUGCAGGACUUCUCCUUCACUAGCUGGAAUCCUGAGCAGACCAUGAAUCAGCUCUUGGAGAAAAUGAAGCAGGGUGAACACGUGUUUGACAUGAAUGCUGAGCUAGAGCCUGAGCCAGAGGAAGAUGACUGUCCCGACUUUGAUGCCGACUAUGAAGAGGGACCAGGUGACUGUGAGGAGGGAUCCAAGGAGCACAAGGAGGGUUGUGAGGCCUCUGGUUCCAGCAAAGGAAGGGAUGUGAUUCCCAUUGGAGAGGGAGACAUCGCCACUAUGUGUCUGCAGCUGUCCUCUCAGCCCAGGGAGUAUUCAUACUUCAGCCCCAGGACAAUGGCCACAUGGGCUGGACCUGGAUACUGGCAGUUUAAACCUAAGCACAAGUUGGAUCAUUUGCCCGACAAGGAGACGCGUAAAAGAAAGCCCAAAAAGACGUUUGAAAUAGACUUCAAUGAUGAUGUCAACUUUGACACCUACUUCCGCACCACAAGGGCUGCCACCACUAACAGCAAGUCUGCCCUCAGUGCCAGCAACAAGAAAACAACUCUGCCAGCAGACUUCCAGUUUCCCCCAGAGACGCUCUCCCAGCUCAGCCUCAAACCCUCCAACUCGCUGAGUCAAGAAGGCCAAAACAGGCUGUCUGGAGAGCUUGGAGAAGGCAUCGGAGAUUAUGACUACAACAACGCCAACGACACAGCCAACUUCUGUCCAGGUCUUCAGCCAAAGACACAAGAAGAAAGGUACCGCAUGUGGAUUAAGCAGUGUGGGAGACCGCAUUAUCAGCUGAAUCCCUCCAAAAUCAGUAAGAACUCCUACGUCUGUUCUAAGGGAGGUGACAGUGAUGAUGAUGAUGUUGAAGGAUUUACCAGUUCAGAUGAUACACAGCCAUCAGGGGACUGUAUACCUCUGCCCUCACAAGACCUUGAGAGUAUAUCCACCUAUGGAGAGGAGGAUCUGGUGCCUGAGCCACACAGGGUUAAUACGAUUGAGAUCAACUAUGCCAAGACAGCAAAGAAAAUGGACAUGAAGAAACUCAAGAAUAGCAUGUGGACUCUUCUGACUGAAAGUCCAGAAAAACCCACAGAGGUGGCGGAGACUGUGGAGAAGCCAGAAGUGUGCGGGGAGAAAGUCUUUAGCCAGACCACAAAGACACUGCUUCAAAGAUUGCCAAACACUAUGGCUCAGAAUCUGUCGGUGCCGCUGGCAUUUGUUGCUCUGCUUCAUCUUGCCAAUGAAAAGAAUUUGGAGCUGGUGAAGGUUGAUGACAUGUCAGAUAUUAUCAUCAAACAAGGCCAAUGAGAAGAAACGUGUAUAGAAAAUCAUUGGUGUUCUUUUAUUUCAUUCUUUGCUUUUGUAACUUUCUUAAAUUUGUAUGUCUAUUGUUUCUCUGUGACACUCUCCUCUUCACAUUUUCUGCUUUUAUCCUUUUUUUUGUGCUGAUAAAAUGUUUAAAUGUGGUUGCUGCUUUUAUUCUCUAUAAUUAUAGCAAAGUUGUACUAUUGCCUGUCUUGUGUAGAUAAUUUAACUACUCAACCACCAUGCAAAAAAGUAUUUUGUCAAAAGAAAUAAAGUCUUUUUUUUUUUUUUUUAAUAUGUGUGUCGUAGAGGUUAAUGGCAAAAUGUCAGCCCCCUUUUUUUAAUGAUUCACAUUUCCAAGGAGGAAAUGUACAGUAUUUUACUCACUUGCAAAGGAUUGACAGGCAAAUUGUUUCCCGAAUGGACAUAAUAGCUCUGGUUAUUUUUAGCUGCUUGUGAUUCAGGGCAGCAGUUGUCAGACAUGACAGCAGAUAAUGAAUGGCAUUUAAACCCUGUCGCUGCCUCUCUGGAUAGAGGUGGAACCGGUUGGUCGAGACUGGAGCCGCUGGCUGGGUGGGACACAGUGUGACGCCGUGACACCAGUACACAAGAAGCUGCAAGACAGGGAGGAGUAGCUGAGCUGAUAGACUGAUUUUCAGUCCUGUGGUGUGAGGAGGGCUUGCUCUGUCCUACUGUCUCAAACUGCACUCACCACUGUCACUUUGUCAUAUGGAUCAUUACACUGAAAGAUCUUUAAGUGAGAUCUCCCACAUGGUUGUUCAUGUCUUCUAAUUAGACACAUUCAUGUAGGGAGCUGCAAAAGGCUGAUGGGCUCAGAUUUCAUAUUGCACUGUGGCUUGACUUCCUAGUGAUAGACUGAUCAGGUUUUGGACUUAUGUCAGAGAGGAGUGUCAAACGCAUUUCAGGUCUGGGGACACCUUCAGCCCAAUUUGAUCUUGGGCUGAAGGUGAGCCGCACUACUACAAUCGGAGCAUAAUGACCUCUGAAUCACCACAACUCCAAGUUUUCCCCCUUUGUUUUAGUGCAAAAAAGUACAUUCUGAAAUAUUCACAUUUAAGGAACUAUGAUUCUACAAAAUAUUCUGAACAAACUGAAAUUUAAGAAAAAUAAAUUAACAUUUUUAAUAACA